Molecule: messenger RNA, 4077 nt
Organism: Sinocyclocheilus rhinocerous
Lineage: Eukaryota; Metazoa; Chordata; Actinopteri; Cypriniformes; Cyprinidae
Gene: zbed4
Product: zinc finger, BED-type containing 4
Molecular function (GO): protein dimerization activity; DNA binding
Source: RefSeq, a predicted model, not a curated record
UGUGACGCCAUAGAGCCAUGUUUCUUCCGUCUGACGCCGUGUGGCGCUACUACUGCGCACUGUUUACGGCACAGGAGACAAAGCAACCAACUCAAUUACAACACUGGAUCAACCGUGCGCUUUAUUUAACCAUUUCACAGCCGAAACUCACUUAAGUAAACCCCAGGACACAAAGGUUCUACAAAUGAACAUAUCUGUUGCAUCUGGGCUCAGAUAUAACAUGUUAAAGUAAACAUCUGGAUGGAAGAAAGAGCCACACCCAUGACACUUGAAUACUUAAAAAGCUGCUUUGAAUAGAGAAGGUUUUCUUUCCCUGCAGAAAUUCUUUAUGCGAUAAUGGAUGGAGAGGACGGCCUCUCACAGAAGACUGAGGAUAUAAGCCACAAGCAUAAUGUCUCCAAAGAUAACAAGAGAAUAGAGGCCAAAGGAACCUGUUUAAAAAUAGAAGGGAAAGAUGGUUAUGUGUUUAAAUCAUACAGAAUUACUCCUCAAGAGGUAUUGGAAGCAGAACCCCACACUUGUCCCUCUGAGACACUGGCAAAAGAUUCCUCUUUGGUGUCUUUGUCAUUUGAAGGCACAGAGGAAGAUAGAUCUUCUGAGGUCGAUGGGCUUUCAAAAGAGGAUUCAGCAGCAGAAAGUUGUGAAAAGCAUGACUCUCAAACAUCUCCAACUAUUUCAAAUAAGAGCCAGAACAUUGAAAUAAAUAAUUCAGAAAUUGAAACAGGUGUAUGUAUCAAAGCAGAACCAAAUGUAACGGGUGAAAUCGCUCAGGAUGAUGAAAAGUUAUCAUUUGAUGGGGCCUUCGGCCCCUUUGCCACCAGAAGUUAUGAUGAUGAUUAUGGUAGCUUGUUCAGUGGGUACUCAAGUACUCUGUAUGAUGUUGCAAUGGAUGCUGUCACACAAAGCCUUCUAUCAUCCGUAAGAAGUCCCCUUAACCCUAGAAAAAAAUCCCCUGCUUGGAACCAUUUUUUCAUAUCACCACGUGAUAGUACCAAAGCAAUCUGUAUGUACUGUAUGAAAGAGUUCAGCCGGGGUAAAAAUGAGAAAGAUCUCAGUACUAGUUGUUUAAUGAGGCAUGUGCGAAGGGCUCACCCCACUGUUCUUCUGCAAGACAGUGACUCUGUAAAUAAUUUGUCCAAUAAUUCAUCUUUAAUACCUCCCAAUAUAUCACCAAACAAUGGAGACUUGUCUGUAUGCAUCAAGCCCCCUACAGACAGCCAUACGCCAUUGUCCUCCAUUCUAGCUGAGGCCACAGACAUAGUGUCCAAAAACUCUUUACAAAAGGUCAAACCAAAAGCAGAAAAGAGCGUCAAGAGUGACUCUAGUGUGGUUCCAUCCCCACAUUCCUUAAACAACCAUAAUGAUGAUGCCACAGACUUGGGGAGUGAAUGCCCUGGAUCAGCCCCUAAGAGCUCAAGUUCCCGGCGGCGCUCAGCAGUGUGGAAACACUUUUAUUUAUCCCCUGCUGACAGCUCGAAAGCAGUGUGUAUUCACUGCAUGAAUGAAUUCAGUCGUGGCAAAAAUGGGAAAGACUUGGGGACGAGCUGCCUUAUUCGCCACAUGUGGCGGGCCCAUCGAGACAUAGUUAUUGAAGAAAAUGGACAGGGCUCAAGCAUUCCUCCACCUUACACCACUCCACCAACAUUGCUCUCGCGCACACAAGACUCCACAGAGGUCAAAAAGGAAUUCCUCUGUACCUCACAUCGCUCUGAUGCCAUAUCAGACGAAGUGCCCAAUGAUGACAGUGAGCACAUGACUCUUGAGGAUGAUGCAAAUGAUGCUACAUAUCAAUCUGGACAAGAGUCCUCACUUGAUGCAUCUUUUAGACUGAAAGGGGAAAAUAUACCUCUGUCAUCCUCGCCAGAGGAACACGGUGAGGGGCACAGCAUAUCCCAAGAUCAGAGCUCAGUUUUUCAACAAAACAAAAAAAUAAUGAAACGGGUGAAAUCAGAAGUAUGGCAUCAUUUCAUUGUCUCUCCUGUUGACCAACUCAAAGCUUUGUGUCGGUAUUGUCCCUGUGUUAUAAGCCGUGGUAAACGAGGGGACUUUGGCACAAGCUGUUUAAUGAGACAUUUGAUGCGACGGCAUCCUGACGUUCUCAAAACCCAAAAAAGCACAAAUGACAAAGUUUCAUCACCACAGUCUCCCCUUUGUACUCCUGCUGCAGAGGACAACAUGACAACAAAUGCAACGGACAGCCCUGCUGCUGAGAACAAACACCACACCCUGCCUGUUUUCAGCAAAAAGACUUCAAAGCUAUGGAAACACUUUUCUAUUUCCUCUGUGGACCCAACAAAGGUGGUCUGUUUGCACUGUAGCCGCACAAUUAGCAGAGGCAAAAAGACAACCAAUUUAGGCACUAGUUGCUUAUUUAGGCACAUGCAGAGGGCCAUAAAAAGUCAGAGGAUGGUUCAGAACUUGCUUAGUAUUGCUCGGAAAAUCUGUGAGAGAGUGCAUCGUUCUGCUAAAGCAAAGGAGAAGUUGGCAGAGCUGCAAAAAACUUAUCAGUUACCUGAAAACCAGCUGGUUCAGGAUGUUCCCUCUAAGUGGAAAACAUCGUAUUUUAUGCUUGAGCGAUUAGUAGAGCAAAAGAAAGCCAUUGAUGAGAUGUCAAUAGAGUGCAAUUUCAGGGAACUGAUAAGCUGUGACCAGUGGGAAGUCAUGCAGUCAGUCUGCAAUGCUCUUAAGCCUUUCGAGAUAGCCUGCAGGGAGAUGAGCAAUCGCACAGCAACACUAGGUCAGGUCAUUCCACUCAUUCACAUACUCAACCGAAAAAUAGAUAUGCUUUUUGAUGAGACCAUGGGUAUUGACAAUAUGCUCAAGUCUUUAAAGGAAGCAAUGGUGACUAAAAUGUCACCUACACUUCAUGACCCCAGGUACAUAUGGGCAACCAUGUUGGACCCGAGGUAUAAGACCUCCCUUUUUACUGAGGAAGAAGCAGAGCAGUGUAAGCAUGACCUCAUACAAGAGCUUGAGGUGUCUGCAUCUAACUGUGUGGAGACUAAACCACCACUGUCAAACGGAUGUAGUGAAAUACCAACUUCAUCAAACAGCUUGGCCUCAAACAAAGAAAACCUCUGGGCUCUUAUGGAUGACAUUAGACAGAAAAUCAAGCAGGAGGAGAGACCAAAAUCAUUGGAGCUUGCAGUGCUGGAGUAUUUGGAGGAAGACAUUCUUGACCAGAGUUGUGAUCCUCUGGAUUAUUGGAACCUAAAGAAGUUACUGUGGCCUGAACUUGCCAAAGUAGCUGUACGCUAUGUGGGUUGUCCACCCAGUAUUGUACCAGCAGACACACUUUUUAGCACAUCAAGUGUCAACUGUGCCCUGAAUCAGUCCCGGCCAUUGCUAGAAAAUCUUGAAGGACUUCUUUUUUUAAAGGUCAACCUUCCUUUGAUAUAUUUUCAGUACUGAUGAUUGCGUAUUUAUAUUUGCAAGGCUGUUUCUUAGAUUCUCAUGAACCUCAACCUAGGACCACUCAAGUAACUUUUCUGAGAAGGCCUAACUAAACAAUUCAUUUUACUGAGGUUCAUAUUCUUCAAUACACAGCAUUUGGAUGAUAUUUCAUUGAAUAAAAGAUUGCUUGAGUACUACUGUUAAGUACACUUGGUAACUGGAGUCUUAUUUCUGGUGAAAAGUGUUUUCAGGGAGGGAGGGUUAGCUAGCUAUAGGGGUAGUUAUUGUUUGUUGCUGUACUUUGAUUCCUUUUAUAAAUUUUAUUUUAUCUUUGUCUUCUCUCUCCUUGUGCCUUAUACAAACUUACUUCAGGUCAACAUGCUGUAAAUAUUAACUGAUGUGCAAAGCAAGUCAUAGUCUUCUGAUUUAAAUGAAUUUAUAAAAUUGAAACUACAUGCUGAAUACUGUUUUUAUAUAAAUACAUGACCCAAAAUAAAUGCUGUGACUGAGAGAUGUUUUAAAUGUAUUUUAUUUAAUUCUGUGAUUUUUGUGGUUCGUGGUACUGUUAGAAUUAGGGUUAUUUUUAUUUUUGCUGAUGAUUGUUUUGUUUGUAUCUGUCAAAAUGUACGUAAUGCUGUACUUUCAGGUUAAAAACUUUUUUUGAAAAUUUGUCAAGCACAAAUC